Molecule: messenger RNA, 1608 nt
Organism: Temnothorax curvispinosus
Lineage: Eukaryota; Metazoa; Arthropoda; Insecta; Hymenoptera; Formicidae
Product: ankyrin repeat family A protein 2-like
Exons: 5
Coding region: 651-1502 (283 amino acids)
Molecular function (GO): protein binding
Source: RefSeq, a predicted model, not a curated record
AAUUCAUUAUUUUUUUAAUUCGAUUUUCAGCAUUUAAUUUUUAUUUCUGAUGCGACGAGUUUCGACCGAUCCGGUCGCCGAUCGUUUAUUAUAGUUUGCUUCAAAAUCGAGAUCGACCUGAUCGAUUAUUUACAACCGACUAUUCCUGGAUCCCCUACAGCAGCCUGGGCCGUCCGAUGACGACGAUGACAUAAAACGUAAAUCAUUGAUAGCGAUAAAUGCAUCGUCGACACGCAUAUGCCGCGCAUCUGUAUAAUGUGGCUUCCAGACGCGCGCGAGAACCGCGCUCGUUCGUAACGGCUCGUAAAUCUCUUCGUAAACACAAUACUGUCGAACGGAAGUUCACAGUAUCUAUUCAAGGUGUUGCACGAUCAUUGCCGUAUUUAAUUGUAAGCAGUGAAAGGAUACCGAUGCGAGAGAAUGACGGCCGAAUCCCACGUCUUCCGACGGCGGGAUGUCCUCGACCUCGAGAUGACGCGUUCCUAACCUCCAACAUGGCGCGAAUACAGUUUUAUGCGAUUUAACAGGAAAUUCUCUAUUCUCCCGUUUCGACCAAUCUUGACUAAUCCGAUAAAGAACAAGGUGGGCAUCGUAAAACGAAACUGGUCCGCACGGUGCAUCUCGCGCGUCGUUUGUGCCGUCUGAAAUUCAUGUUUGACAGCUAUUUGACAGCUAUGGAGGACCGGAUCCACUCGGAGUUGAUUAUGAAGGAGGAGCAGGACGAGGACGAGAUCAAGGAAGGCCGGUGCUCGGCCGAGAGCGAGAAGAGCGUCACCCCCGACGGGUCGGCGAUCGGGAUACGGCCGAAGCCGCUGAUCUGCAAGCCGGAGACCGUCAGCAUCGGCUGCAAGUCCGAGCCGAUCGAGACGAAGUGGCACUGGGCACCGGGAGCGUGGCAAGACGCGACCAGAACCAGCGCGUUUCAACCGUACAAGCCACCCACUCUGCUCACAAAUUUGCAAAGAGGCAACACUCAGACGCAGAUACACCAGCUCUACGUUGAUAACGAUAUCACAUUUCAUACCUUGGCGGGUCAAGGGGAACUUACGUCCGAUCAUAUACAUUCAAAUUCAGUGGAUAUGACCGAUGAACAGGGUUUAACAGGAUUGAUGUGGGCCAGUGCUUACGGGCAAUUGGGUAGCGCCAGGCAAUUACUCAAAAGGGGCGCCAGUAUAAAUCGUUGUGGACCAAAAUUACAGACCAGUUUACACUUGGCGGCCGCCUACGGUCAUCACGACGUUGUCAAAUUAUUGUUGAAUCAUGGGGCUGAUCCUAACGCAUGCGACGAGGAUGGUAACACUCCGUUGAUUUACGGAGCACACUGCGAUCAUCCACACGUGUGCUAUGAAUUGUUAACAAAAGGUGCGGAUGUAACGCUUACUAAUUCUUCGAAUAUAAGUGCUUAUAAAGCAGCGAUUGUGAAUAAUUCAAUGAAUGCUAAAGCAGUUAUUGAAAAUCAUUUGAUACCACAAAUUAUAAAUAUGCCAACAGAUGAAUUAUAACGAUAUUUGUACAUUAAAUUGUAAUAUUUGUAUAUUAUACACAUUUUUACAAAUUGUAAAUAAACAUUAAGAAACAGCAAUAUUUUCAUCCUUUAACUAUAAGAAC